Mycotypha africana is the source of this 855-nucleotide messenger RNA. RefSeq lists its product as uncharacterized. The record is from RefSeq and is a predicted model, not a curated record. Lineage: Eukaryota; Fungi; Mucoromycota; Mucoromycetes; Mucorales; Mycotyphaceae. The transcript has 5 exons. Bases 39 to 842 code for a protein of 267 amino acids.
UGCCUGAGGCAGAUAUUCAAGCUUCAAAUGUAGCUAUCAUGCAUUCUGUUCUGAAGCUGAACCAGGAUGAUGUCAAAAAAGUGGUCCACAAAAACUUUGGCAGAAAGCAGCCAACUGAUUAUUCGAAUUGGUUGAACAGUUUAAAAAAAAAUCUUUUACUAAGCGUAUUCAGGGCAUUCAUCCUUCUACUUAUAUUGCCAAGGAAUAUAAGAAUGAUCUCAAGGGAUUGCAAAAAGCCAUUGAUGAUAUGUAUGUUAAGUAUAAAACGAACAUACUUAUUGGCUAUUGCACCAAAACAGAGACAAUUGCCACAUUCCCUUCUGGCACCAUGCAUAAUUCAGGACACAUCAAUAACAGUUUAUUUAGUGGGCUCAGCGAUUGCCUUAUCAUUCGUCAAAGAGAAACUGAAUGCUGAUCUUUCCUUUAUAUUGUGGAACAAACUUCCGAAUGGCGCACCCUAUACUGCUGUGUCCGGCAGUCUACCUGUAGUCGAGUUUGUUCCAGCAAUGCAACCAGUUUGUCGGUCAGUUCCCCCUCCUGUUCUUCAUAAUCCCGCUGCUUUCUCAAACUUUGUAGAACCUUAUCGAAAAGGUUCGAGAGACAAGCUUAAAAGAGAAGUUCGAGGAAGGAUGUUGGGCUUGUACAGAGAACAAACUGGUGGAGCACAAGCUGAUCAUGUGCCAUAUAAACAGUUGUUUACAGAAAAGCAUCCUACACAUAAAAUUGUGGGAUGGCCGCGCGAUGUUCGUACCACCGUGCCGUCUUCCAAUUGGAAUUUAUCAGAAGUAAGAUCAAUUGAAGCUUCUCUUAAAUUCCAUAAAAUAAACUUUACUCGUAAAUGAUGUUAAAAAAGAA